GACGGAGGGAACAGAGGGAGGAGGGGCCUUCGAGGAGGAGGAGGAGGAGGAGGAGGAAGAGGCAGCCUCUGGACAGAGAGAGCCGAGCGAGCAGCUGCCUGGUGGCGUGGACGGGGCCGGCAGCAGGACAGGAGCCCCCCUCUCGCUGGCAAUGCGCGGUGGGCUGUGCCGCCCCCUCCGCUCGGUGGCGAUGCUGCUGCUGCUGCUGCUGAGCCCGUGGGUCAGCCCGGGAGCCUCCGGCGCAGCGAACCCCUGCUGCUCUUUCCCCUGCCAACACAAGGGUGUGUGCGUCCAGGUCGGCACGGAGGGAUACGUCUGCGAUUGCACCCGGACCGGCUACUUUGGGCCCAACUGCACCUUCCCGGAGUUCUGGAUGAGGCUGCGUGAUGCCCUGAAGCCCAGCCCAGCCUUCUAUCACUUCCUCCUGACCCAUUUCCAGUGGUUCUGGAGCAUCGUCAACAACACCUUCGUCCGAGACACCCUGAUGCGCCUGGUGCUGACGGUCCGGGCCAACAUGAUCCCCAGCCCGCCCACCUACAAUUCUGCCUAUGGCUACAUCAGCUGGGAGGCCUACGCCAACGUGAGCUACUUCACCCGGGUCCUCCCGCCGGUGCCCGACGACUGCCCCACGCCCAUGGGGACCAAAGGGCCGGCCGAGCUCCCCGAUGUGCAUCUGGUGGCUGAGCGCUUUCUCCUGCGGAGGACGUUCCGGCCUGACCCGCAGGGCUCAAACCUGAUGUUUGCCUUCUUUGCCCAACACUUCACGCACCAGUUCUUCAAGACCUCGGGCAAAAUGGGCCACGGCUUCACCAGGGCUUUGGGGCACGGGGUGGAUCUCGGGAACGUAUAUGGGGACAAUCUGGAGCGCCAGCACGAACUCCGGCUCUUCCGGGACGGAAAGCUGAAGUUCCAGGUGGUGGACGGGGAGAUGUACCCGCCGACGGUGCUGGAGGCUCCGGUGCACAUGAUCUACCCGAAGCACAUCCCGCCGGAGAAGCAGCUGGCGGUGGGCCAGGAGGUCUUCGGGCUGCUCCCGGGCCUCAUGAUGUACGCCACCCUCUGGCUCCGGGAGCACAACCGCGUCUGCGACGUCCUGAAGGGGGAGCACCCCACCUGGGGGGACGAGCAGCUCUUCCAGACGGCCAGGCUCAUCCUCAUUGGAGAGACCAUCAAGAUUGUCAUCGAGGACUACGUCCAGCACCUCAGCGGCUACUACUUGCAACUCAAGUUCGACCCGGAACUUCUCUUCGGCGUGCAGUUCCAGUACCGGAACCGCAUCGCGGUGGAGUUCAACCAGCUCUAUCACUGGCACCCGCUGAUGCCGGACUCCUUCCUCAUCCAGGACGAAGACUACUCUUACCAGCAGUUCGUCUACAACACCACCCUGCUGACGGACUACGGCGUGGAGGCCCUGGUAGAGGCCUUCUCCAAACAGCGUGCCGGGCAGGUCGGAGGGGGCCAGAAUAUCAACCCAAACCUCCUGAAAGUGGCCAUCGGGGUCAUCGAGGAGUCGCGCCUGCUGCGCCUGCAGCCCUUCAACGAAUACCGGAAGAGGUUUGGCAUGAGGCCCUACACCUCCUUCCGGGAACUCACAGGGGACGAGGAGAAGGCAGCCGAGCUGGAGGAGCUCUACGGGGACAUCGACGCCCUGGAGUUCUACCCCGGCCUGCUGGUGGAGAAGAGCCAGCCCAACGGCAUCUUUGGGGAGAGCAUGGUGGAGAUCGGGGCCCCCUUCUCCCUGAAGGGGCUCUUUGGCAACCCCAUCUGCUCCCCGGAGUACUGGAAGCCCAGCACCUUUGGGGGCGCCACCGGCUUCGAGAUGGUCAACACCGCCACGCUCCAGAAACUGGUCUGCCGUAACGUCAAGCGCUGCCCGUACGUCGCUUUCCGGGUGCCCCGAGACGGAGAGGAAGCAGCGGCCCCGGCAAGCAGCGGCCAGGGGGAGAAGGAGCCCUCUGCGGAGCUCUGACUGCGGGGAGCCGGUUAGGGUUCCUCCUGGACUUGACGGGUGGGUGCCACCCGGCCGGCUUCUCCCCCGUUUGCGGUGGCCGCUCUGGCUGGCAGGCCCACGGAGAGGGCACGGGGAGGCCUCCUUCCCCACCAGCCCCUCCCACCCCGCUCUGGGGCAGAGUCAAUGUCCUGUGGCCCGUCCAUCUGCAGCAGGGGAGACCCCCGGCUUCUCUCCCCAUGGCACUGGGUCAGCUUCACCUCCCGGCUGCAGGAGGAGGAGGAAUUGAAUUGGGCCCGGUUGGCCUGCAGGAUGCCGGGACAGCUUUUGCAGACGCCUCCGAGGGGGGAGCCUCUUCCCCAAAGUUCUGCAGGAGGCCGUUCAACGGGCUUCAGGGCAGAUGCGUCCUGGAAUGAAAAGCUCGGGAAGUCGUGAGUGUGUGUUGGUGGGGGGGAAGAGGACCAUUGCCUUCCGGACUGCCCUGCCUGGCGGGUGUGGGUGGGUGCGUCUCCUUGCUGUGGUGGGGAGGGGGGAGGAGGAAAAGAAGGGUUCGGGCGAAUGGAGGCGGGACGGGCACAUGGCCUUGAGAAUAAAGA
Molecule: messenger RNA, 2544 nt
Organism: Hemicordylus capensis (graceful crag lizard)
Lineage: Eukaryota; Metazoa; Chordata; Lepidosauria; Squamata; Cordylidae
Gene: PTGS1
Product: prostaglandin-endoperoxide synthase 1
Exons: 11
Coding region: 152-1969 (605 amino acids)
Biological process (GO): cyclooxygenase pathway; response to oxidative stress
Cellular component (GO): cytoplasm; neuron projection
Molecular function (GO): oxidoreductase activity, acting on single donors with incorporation of molecular oxygen, incorporation of two atoms of oxygen; peroxidase activity; heme binding
Source: RefSeq, a predicted model, not a curated record